CAUAGCUUCGUAUAGUGUAGCCCCAGGUGUAGUCCAAGCGCUAAAGUGUAUGCGAGACGCUUCACAUCGGGGAUACAUUAUUACAAUUGAACGCCUAAUCUACAACAUAUUGAUAAAUUAGUGUGUCAAAUAUCGUUGUAGUAUUGCCAGUGUUAUUUAUGUUUUUCUCGUGAUAAAAUAUCUUAACGUCGACCAAAAUGAGUUCAGUGCGGAGUUAUGUUGUGGAGAAAGCUAAGUCGAUAUGUGAUGAACAAAUAACAGAAUUAUUUAAUGUUUGGGAAGAAACAGGCAUUAAAAAUGAAAUUUUGUCAACUUAUGGUGAUCAAGUUCUUAAUCAUCUCGUGAGUUUGAUGAAGGAUAUGGUAGAUGAAUCUAUACUUAGAAAAAAAAGUCUACUUAAAAGUGUUAAAUCACUUGCACAGACUGCGCGAAAAUUGUCAAAGGAAUUAGGUACACAUUUUGCAACUGACAGUCAUGAUGAUUUUUCAUUAUUGGAUUUAGAACUUCAUUUGAAGAAACAAGUAGAGACUUUACAACAUUUAAAAGAGCAACGCUUACAGUAUACACAAGAAUUGCUAACAAAGGAAAUUGAAAUUUGCAAAAAAUUGGGAGUUAAACCAAAUGGUUUUCAUUCUGAACUUCCUACAGCAGAUGAAAUAAAAGAGUUUGAAGCUUAUCUCAAAAAGCAAGAAACUGAAAAGAACCGAAUGACUGAAAUUUUCAAAGACACUAGACGUUCUAUAAUGAAAAUGAUGGAGGAACUUCAAAUUAAUCCAGCACUUGAUUUUGAAAGAAUGAUUUGUCAGGAUCAUAAUCAGUUCAUAUUUUCUUCAACUAACAUGACAAAAGUAAGAGAUCUAAAAGAUAGAUUAAAAGAACAAGUUGAACAAGCCAAAACCCAGGUAGAAGAAAAGAAAGAAACUUUAAUUUCAUUAUGGGAUUAUCUUGAUGAACCAAUGAAAAACCGGCAAGCCUUUUUUGAAGCUCACCAAGGUUACAGUUUGAUCACCCUAAGUGCACUCAAUGCAGAAAUAAAACGAUGCAGGCAAAAAAGGAGUGAAAAUAUUGCUAAUUAUGUUAAUAAAGUGAGAGAAGAAAUUCAAAAUCUUUGGCAACUUUGUAAAUACAGUGAUCUUCAGAAGCGAUCAUUCACAGCUAUGAAAUGUCAAACAUUUACAGAAGACUUGCUGACACUUCACGAGGAAGAGGCCCAAAAUUUACGUAAAUAUUACAAUUCAAACAGAAAAAUUUUCGAAUCAUUAAGUGAAUGGGAAGCUCAGUUUGAAAAGUUAAAACAUUUAGAUCAACGAGCUAAUGAUCCUGAUCGUUAUCAUAAUAGAGGAGGCCAGUUAUUGGCAGAAGAGAAAGAAAGAAAAACGGCAGACAAGAAACUUCCAAAAUUAGAAAACCAAUUGUAUGCUCUGGUAGAUGAAUAUGAACGUGUCAAUAAAAAAUCCUUUUUAAUCAAUGGUUAUCCAUUGAGAGAAUUUAUUCAGCACAUAAGAGAAAAUUAUGAAAUAGAAAAAGAAAACAUGAAAAUAGCCAGGAAACAAGCUAAAGAUAGAUCUGUCAGAAAGACGCCCUUAAGUACUUCAAAACGAACACCUGGCGCAAGUGUGCUUCGAAUUACACCAGCAAGUAGCAGAUUGUUACGUACCCCAGGCGGAAAUAAUAUGUCACGAGCGACUCCUGCAGCAAAAAGAAAGUUGCCUUAUGAUGUCUCUCCAAAUACUAGUGAGUGUAAGAAACGAGUUAUCCAUACUGAAAAAAACAAAGCAACAGUUCUUCACAAUAAAGUGAGAAGAAGUAGUCGUACGGCUGGAGGAGCAUUGAACGGAAGUAGCAGAGCAAAGCUAAGUAAUAAGAAAAAGAGGAAGUCCAAAAAUGAUACAAUGCUGUCGGUAUCAUCAUAUGGAAAUUUCCAAGAACAUCUUGAUGAUAGAGAUGAAUUAAGAAGUUCAGCUUUACCUGAGGAAUUAGCUAAGAGGACAGAGUCUAAAACACCAAUGAAGACGUCAAUGAAAACACCAAUUAAACCGUUGAGAAAGAAAGUGCUUGCUGUUAGCACACCGGCAAAUCCUAAUGCAACCCGCUUGCUUAGAGGAACACCUAGAUUAAUAGCUACACCUCGACUCGUUACAAUUAGAAGCUCAUCACCCGUAGAAGUUUAAUCCACUAAAAGAUUGAAAGCUUUUCUUAAUAAUAUUGUUAUAUUUAGUUAUCGCAAUUGAUAUUUUUACGUUUCGGCUAUAAGGCUAUAAUAGACUUCCAAGCAUCGCUUACUCAUGAAUGCGAUAUUUGUUAUUGAAAAUUAUGACCAAUGAUCAAAAAUUGUAUAGUAUUAUAUUUUAAUACACAUUAAAAGAGCCUGCUGCUGGGACAGUUUUAAGACCUCAUUUUUGGAUAUAAACCCGCGACUCUUACGUGUAACUGAUAUUGAAUCUUUGUAAAUGCGAUAAAAACAUUUAUGUUCUAUAAAUUUUAAGUGGAUUUGCUUACCGUUGAUAUGUGUAUGGUACGCUAUUAUAUGCUUACUUACUUAAUUUAUGUUAUUAUAGUAAGUCUUUGUACAUAGGGAAUUUCUUCUAGUUUUAAUUUUUGACUCAUAUGCAUCUGUCGUGAAUAAUAUUUCCAUUUUUAUACAAUUUAUUAUGGAUAAAGUAAUGCGCAAGAUAUUUCAGUACCUUUUUUAUAUAUUGCAAUAAAAUCAAUAAAAUUGUUAUUUGAAUUCAUAUCCUCAUUGAUAAGUUUUCUACACUUUAUUUAGUACAAUAUUAUUAAUUAAAAUAAAUACAUUUUCAAGAAAAAAAAUCGUAAAUAGAAAGUAUAAGUAAUCGACAUAUCUCAAACGACUUUAAUUUACUUUCUUCUAGACAAAACGAGUUUGACAUAUUUUCUCUCAUAUUCCAAUUACGAAAUGCAAGUUAAUCACUUGUCACAUAUUAGCAAAAAUUACUUGCUGGCUAAAGGUAAUUCGUAUAUUUUAUUUUAUAGAUCAUAAAUGUAAAGAUUACGUGAAUAUGAAGAUACAUAAA
Phymastichus coffea is the source of this 3035-nucleotide messenger RNA. Its product is annotated as protein regulator of cytokinesis 1-like. Gene Ontology annotation, molecular function: microtubule binding. Lineage: Eukaryota; Metazoa; Arthropoda; Insecta; Hymenoptera; Eulophidae. The coding region runs from base 198 to 2171 and encodes 657 amino acids. Gene Ontology annotation, cellular component: spindle; cytoplasm; mitotic spindle midzone. Gene Ontology annotation, biological process: mitotic spindle midzone assembly; microtubule cytoskeleton organization. The record is from RefSeq and is a predicted model, not a curated record. The transcript has 11 exons.